UGGAUGGGGCAUGACCCCCUCGUGAGGUGAGAAGGAGGGAACCUGUUGUUAAUAUUUUGGCAGCUCAUCACUGCCUCUACCCCUUGGUCUAGCUACACCUCACACCAGGAAUCCAGCUGGGGUGCAUUCAGAUCAUUUCCCAGUGACCAGUGACAGCCCCAUGAGGGCAGUGUUAAGGUUGCACUGGCCUGUACCUUAACUCUGUAUUUCUUGGUUUUCAGACAUUUGAGUUUUGAUGAACUUACACCAGGUGGGGGAGAUAAAAUCUUUUACGGGACCAACUCCUGUUGUUGGUUGAGACGAGCUUUGGAGCUGCACCGAGCUCUUCUUUAGGGCUGUGUUGCUGGGAAGCUCGUCUCUGUCCCCAACAGAAGUUGAUCCAAUAAAAGAUCUCACAUCAUCCACCUUGUCUGUGUAAUAGACCGGGGCCAACAUGGCUGCAACAACACAGCAAAUCACUUCUGAUGAACCUGAUGUUUUGGAAGGUCACGAUCUUCAGUGGGAAACCGGAACUUCCUUUUUGAACUCAUGACUGAUUCAGAGUCAGUUGUUCAACCUGUCAUGAUUUCAAAGAGAAUCUUCUUCCUGCUUUUUCUGAAUAUAAUAAAGGAAACAGGGCCACCCAGAGGAUUCAGGGGGCCUGGGGCAAAGCAAUUUCAGGGAACCCUUCCAUAAAAAAAAUUGCAAUACUAUAGAAUAUUAUAUUCUCAUGGGGGCCCCUGUGGGGCCUGGGGCAAAUUGCCCCACUUGCCCCCGGGCGGCCCUGAAACAAAAUGGCAAAAAACACCCCUCCCCCCCCAAACAACAACGCCCCUUUUAUUAACAUGAAGUUCCGGUUUCCCACACACUCGCGGUGCAGCAGGACCGGGGCUGUUUCUUUAAGAGAAGACUCGACCCUCCCCACGGUUUGCGGCGAGGUAAUUGACAGUGUUACUUUCACUUUCCCCGGGCGAACGCUGUGAGCCGAACGCAGGUUCAUCGAUUCGGAAUAAAACCAAAUUUCUUUUAACAACGUUCUGCGGAAAAGCCAGGACACGAAAUUGCAGCUCUUUGAUCGCCAAAAUUUGCUGAGCAACGUGCGUGAGAAUCGGGACCAGUCAAUGACCAUGUCACUGUCCCAGCCAAAGGGGUGAAGUCUGGCCACACCCGGGAGAUUUUAAACUUCACAAAAAACCCAACCAGUUUUAAAGAAAAUCAGAUCAAUGAAGCGGUGGCAGUCACUGGCUAAGCACCUGGAAGCUCACCCAGCUUGAAGGGUCACCCAGCAUUUAACAACAGUAGCCUCUUCUGCAGAUCAAGUUACAGUGAAGAUGAAGGUUCUUUGCAUCUGUUCUAGCUCCACAGUGAGCGCCUCUCUGCCUGAUUUCAUCAUUUUCUUCAUUAUUUAUCAUAUUCACAAGUUGGAAUCAGCCCAAUUCAGAGUGAUGGGUCCUGGUCACCCUGUCACUGCCAUUGUGGGUGAGAACAUUGUGUUACCCUGUCACCUGUCCCCCAGGAUGAGCGCUGAGAACAUGGAGGUGAGAUGGUUCCGAUCUGAGUUCACUUCAGUUGUUCACCAGUAUCAUGAAGGAAAGGAUCAGUAUGGAGAACAGAUGCCAGACUAUCAUGAAAGGACCGAGCUUUUGAAAGCUGGCAUCACGGAUGGGAAUGUUUCCUUGCAGAUUCUUAAUAUCAGCCGCUCAGAUGAAGGACAAUACAGAUGCUUUGUUCAAGAUGGUUCUUUUUAUGAAGAAGCCCUAUUGGAACUGAAGGUAGCAGAUUCCUUUUUCCCGAGGGUGAAUCCAUGGAUGGUGGCUCUGAGUUUGAUCCUGGUGGUUUUGUUUGUUUCCAUUGGCCUCACUGUUUAUCUAUUUAAAAUAAAAGGACAUGGGCCAGCCGCAGAUGCUCUUCAAAGAGAACUCGACUGGAGAAGAAACAUCAUCUGCCCAGUGAAUGUGACUCUGGAUCCUAACACGGCUCAUCCCAACCUCGUCCUGUCUGAGGAUCAGAAAAGUGUGAGAUGGGCAGAGCGACGGCAGCGACUGCCCAACAACCCUGAGAGAUUUGACUCUUCGGCCUGUGUGCUGGGCUGUGAGGGAUUCACCUCGGGGAGACAUUGCUGGGAGGUGGAGGUGAGGGCUGGGCGAUACUGGGCUGUGGGGGUGGCCAGAGCGUCUGUGAGGAGGAAGGGAGAGAUCAGCCAUAGCCCUAAGAGGGGGAUCUGGGCUGUGGAGCGAUGUGGGUGGGGUCUGUUCUGGGCUCUCACCUCCCCUGAGACCCCCCUGCCCCUGAGCUGGGUCCCCAGCAGGAUCCGGGUUUGUCUGGACUGUGACCGGGGGCAGGUGACAUUUAUUGAUGCUGGUGACCAGGCCCCGAUCUUCACUUUCCCGCCGGGCUCUGUCCCUGGGGGGAGAAUCCGACCCUGGCUCUGGGUGGGGUACGGAUCCCGGCUCUGCCUGUGUCCCUGAGAGGCAGGAACCGGAAAUCAGCCUCGCUAGCCUGAUGGACCCCAGUCUCUAUGACCUUGGCGGACUCCCAUCUACCCAGCCCUUUUCCUCUUCAUCUCUCUGGCCGCUGGAAGCACCUCCCCCGCCCUCUCUGCAGCCCCAGGGAUGGGAGGGGGAAGAACCCCUGUGGCUGCAGGAGGGGCCCUGAGGGGCAGAGGUGGGGGCUGGGCAGGGGGUGGCACUAACAGCUGGGCAGGAGGCAGGCGGAGGUCGGGGGUGGCAGGGACACAGCAUGAAUCAAUCAGGGUUUGGGGGGUUGGGGAGAAGCAGCAGCAGCCAGGAGCGUUUUGUACAGAUGUGUCCUUAGAUCUCACUGGGGGCUCCCAGCCCGGGAUCAGCACGAGGGGAAGGGAUAAGAUCAGGGAAAGAAGAGAGCAGCCGAGGGGGAUGAUCUGUGACAGGGAGGCGAGACACAGGAAAAUAAACAGGGAUGGGAAGUGAGGCUAGAACAAUAAUGAAUAGAAAAGGACAGUACGAAAGGAAAGGGAACGUGAGCGGGACGGGGAGAUUUAUUACAUGUUACUGAAAGUGAGACUGCAACUCAUUAAUUCCCUAUAGUAAUCCCUGGCCAUUAGUGCAAUUUUAGUGCCAUAAAGAAAACUGUUCUCAGUAGCUGGGGAUCUCCUGGCCGUGCUGUGGUUAUUAAAGCUCCUUCUCAGCUCCUUUUACUUUGCUACUUUCCAGCUACUUAUGUAAAUAAAACAUUACAAACAAU
This is a messenger RNA of Mauremys mutica (yellowpond turtle), 3201 nucleotides long. Its product is annotated as butyrophilin subfamily 2 member A1-like. NCBI's taxonomy places the organism in Eukaryota, Metazoa, Chordata, Testudines, Geoemydidae. The transcript is spliced from 8 exons. Bases 1311 to 2447 code for a protein of 378 amino acids. The record is from RefSeq and is a predicted model, not a curated record. Gene Ontology annotation, molecular function: protein binding.